This is a messenger RNA of Arctia plantaginis, 648 nucleotides long. The record is from the annotation of a GenBank genome assembly. NCBI's taxonomy places the organism in Eukaryota, Metazoa, Arthropoda, Insecta, Lepidoptera, Erebidae.
AUGGAUGGACUUUUAUUAGAUACAGAACAAGUUUACAAAAAAAUGAUAACACAAUUAUGUGCAAAAUAUGGACAUAAAUACACAGAUGAGCUGAUGAUGAAAGUCCUCGGUGGUACUGAGCAGCGAUUGUCAGAAAUCUUGUGUAAAGAACUAAACCUUCCUAUAACACCUAUGGAGUUCCGUGACCAGUUAUUAGAGCUUGGAGAUACAAUGCUGGCCAACACACCCCUGAUGGACGGAGCAGAACGAUUGAUAACCCACCUUUAUAAAACGAAAGUACCCUUCGCUCUUGCAACGUCAUCCAGCGCUCGAUCAGUUGAAACGAAGAUAGCAGCGUACAAAGAUCUAUUUAGUCAUUUUCAUCAUAUGGUAAUGGGCAGUACAGAUAAGGACGUUAAGUAUGGGAAACCUCAUCCGGAUAUCUUCUUGGUGACGGCUGCACGAUUCCCUGACAAACCAGAACCUUCUAAGUGUUUAGUAUUCGAGGACUCUCCACACGGCGUAACGGCAGGCGUGAAAGCCGGUAUGCAAACCGUCAUGGUGCCUGACCCGCAUCUCAAUAAAAGACUGACUACCCACGCGACCAUAGUGCUACCAACUCUAUCCAAAUUCCAACCAGAACUCUUCGGAUUACCCGCCUUUCAGUGA